Molecule: messenger RNA, 1532 nt
Organism: Raphanus sativus (radish)
Lineage: Eukaryota; Viridiplantae; Streptophyta; Magnoliopsida; Brassicales; Brassicaceae
Product: zinc-finger homeodomain protein 5
Exons: 2
Coding region: 370-1263 (297 amino acids)
Biological process (GO): regulation of developmental process; regulation of DNA-templated transcription
Cellular component (GO): nucleus
Molecular function (GO): transcription cis-regulatory region binding; DNA-binding transcription factor activity
Source: RefSeq, a predicted model, not a curated record
CAUUAGUCUCAUCUCUCACAAGCAAAGUAGAUCGUCUCUUAUCUCUUUCCCAUGGCCUCACCACAAGCAACCAAACUGUCUCUUAUAAUCAGAUCUCAAAGGUUGGCUUGUUGGCAGCACUGAGACAUCAAACAUGGUUACUCUCUUUCACUCUUAAAAUCAAUUAACCCUAAAAAUCAUUUUUUUCAGUAUUAAUCCCAAAAGUUCCUCUCUCAUCUCUCUAUCUCCAUUAAAGCACUUCACAAGCAAAAAGAUCUGAGCUCUUAAAUGAGUUUAAGAUCUUCUUCGGUUCCUCCUGCAAGAACUGGGUCUUACCUCGUGUACUUUCUCUAAUCUGGCUUUAAUCUCUACUAAACCCCAAGAAGAAAAAUGGAUAUGAGAAGCCAUGAAAUGAUAGAGAGAAGAAGUGAUGACAAUGGCAACAACGGUGCUGGUAACAUUAGUAGCAUUAUUACUAAUGAAGAUAAUUGUAACGGUAAUAAUAAUAACAACAACACUCGUGUCUCUUGCAACUCUCAAACCCUAGAUCACCACCAGUCCAAGUCUUCCUCCAACUCCGCCGCCGCCGCUAAAACCAACGUGCGGUACCGGGAGUGUCUCAAGAAUCACGCGGCGAGCGUCGGCGGAAGCGUACACGACGGAUGCGGCGAGUUCAUGCCGAGCGGUGAAGAAGGAACGAUAGAAGCUCUCAGAUGCGCCGCCUGCGACUGCCACCGUAAUUUUCACCGGAAAGAAGUCGACGGUGUUGGAAGCUCUGCUCAUCACCACCGUCACCACCAUCACCAGUACGGCGGAGGAGGAGGAGGAGGAGGAGGGAGAAGACCGCCGCCGUCGAACAUGAUGCUUAACCCGCUCAUGCUUCCUCCGCCGCCGAAUUACACACCGAUGCACCACCACAAGUACGGAAUGAGUCCUACCGGGGGAGGAGGGAUGGUGACGCCGAUGAGCGUCGCUUACGGCGGAGGAGGAGGAGGAGCUGAGUCGUCUAGUGAAGAUCUGAAUAUGUACGGACAAUCGAGCGGAGGUGCUUCGGCGGGGCAGGUGGGGUUUUCGAAGAAACGGUUUAGGACAAAGUUCACGACGGAGCAGAAGGAGAGGAUGAUGGAGUUUGCGGAGAAGCUAGGGUGGAGGAUGAACAAGCAAGACGAAGAGGAGCUUAAGAGGUUCUGUAAUGAGAUCGGAGUUAAGAGACAAGUGUUCAAAGUGUGGAUGCAUAACAACAAGAACAAUGCCAAGAAACCAUCAACUCCAGGAACUCUCUAAUGAUGUAAUGAUUAAGUACUUAAUCAAGCGAUUAUGUCAGAGUUUUUUUCUUUUAAUCUACUGUUGUUGUUUUUUUUAAUGUUAUCUAGGUUUUUGUAGCUAGCUAGUACGAUCUUUGGAUCAAUCAAUGGAUGUUUUGAUUGCGUAGUUAAUGUUUUUUUAAUUUGGUUUACUUUUUAUUAUUUUUCUGUGUUUUUGUCUUUUACCCAGAUCGUACUUGUAAUCAGCUUCUUUUACUUGGUAGUUUAUGCUUCUGUCUUUCUUUUUUU